Molecule: messenger RNA, 2148 nt
Organism: Plenodomus lingam JN3
Lineage: Eukaryota; Fungi; Ascomycota; Dothideomycetes; Pleosporales; Leptosphaeriaceae
Biological process (GO): proteolysis
Molecular function (GO): aspartic-type endopeptidase activity
Source: RefSeq, a predicted model, not a curated record
AUGGCUUUCGAAAAACGUGCGUCGGCAGUCACAGUGCUACCUACCCCCCUGGAUGUACCUGUGAGCGGAGACUUUGAUGGUGAUGACGGCAAAUGGUCCAGUUUUCACAUCAAUAUCGGCAACGAUGGCACAGGCACGGGUCAGAAUUUCAAAGUCCUGAUAUCUACAUCCUCAUCAGUAACACUUGUGCCACAACAAGCGUCUUGGUGUGACACCGAAUGCGCGCUGCAGCGUGGCGUACAGCUCUUCAGAGGUUCUUCAUCUCGAGGACUAGAGAUCACCAGCUCCAAAACAUGGAAUGAACUAGGAAGUUACGAAAUUCCUCUACCCGACUGGUUUACAGCGAAUUUGACUCUAGAUCCCUCGGGCCUGCUCCCAGGAGCAACCUUUGGGGAGGACUAUGUUGCAACUGGUCAAAGUGUGGCGAGUACUCGGAAGUCCCCAAAGCAGUUUGUAGGCGCAUAUCCCGACAAAGACUUCUAUAUGGGCUGGCUUGGACUUGCAGUGGGCGAAAAUGGUCUUACAAAUGGAAGUCUCCUUAAUUUCCUGGAUAACCUCGUCGCCACAGACGAUCCAGUAAUACCUAGUCGCUCAUUUGGGUACUCUGUGGGAGCGCAUUAUCGGAAUAAUCAAAGAGGUGUUCCUGGAUCACUUGUACUUGGCGGCUUCGACAGUUCCCGAUUCACAGGAGAUGGCGUCUCGAUCAACAUGCCAAGCGCACAGGAUAACAGCCUAGUAGUUGGUGUUCAAUCCAUCUUAUAUAAAACGGAUCCAGCCGUAUCGACGAUUACGCGGUCUUUCACAAGCAAUGAGGAGCGACCCGAGGGGGGCUUCAUGGCAGUCAUCGACUCAACCAUACCAUAUCUCAUAUUACCCAACGAUAUCUGUGGCUUCUUCGCAAAGGAAUUCCAGCUGACUUACGACGAAGUCUCCAGAUACUAUCUGGUCAAUGACUCUGCGCAUACAAGCAAUAUUCAACGGAACCCAACGGUAUCUUUCAAGAUUGGAGUUGGGGACCAAGACAGCGCUCAGGACUAUACAAACAUUGCCCUUCCGUACGCAGCGUUUGACUCGCAACUCAGUUCGCCCAAGGUCAACCAAACAACACGGUAUUUUCCCAUCAGACAUUCGGAUGGUGGCAAAUCUGUCUUGGGCCGAACUUUCUUGCAGGAAGCUUAUUUGAUUGUUGAUUAUGAGCACGUCAAUUUUACAAUUGCCCGGGCGGCACUUGAUGAUGUCCCCACUUCGAAGCUCGUUCCCAUAUUUCCUCAAGAUUAUGUCCCUCCAUCCCUGAACAAUGGAAGUGGUGGAAGUCAGGGACUUGCCGCUGGCGGAAUUGCCGGUAUAGUCGUGGGUAUAGUGCUAGCCUUCAUCAUUGCUGGCAUUGCAGGGUUAGUGUUUUUCAAAAAACGACGUCGUGCCAACAAAAAGGAUUCAUAUCACGAGAGUUCUGAAGUCGACGCCACGUAUGCUGGCAACGAAGUCAAAUAUCGACGUGUCUCUGAGCUCACUGGAUCUGAGCUUCAGUCACCAAAAGGCUCGGCAGCAGGCUACUAUAGUUCUGAUCCCAAGGCAAUCCCUCCUAUCAGCGAGAUGUCUCCCGAAAGUACACCUGCCGAAUUGUACAGCCCGCCUGCGGACGGUAGGGAUACUUUUGAUUACCUUGUUGCAGGCAGAGUUCGACGGCGCGGCGCGACGAGAGACCGAGACUCAUCUGGCAACAAUACGCCACGUACGCCCAUUGCCGAACUAUCAGGGGAAGGUGCUUUAAGUCUAGCAUUCAACGAAAAGGAUCGAGGGCCCAGCGACAUCUCUCUCCAAACAAACAUUGACGAGGUAAUUGCGAACGAGCGAUCUUCAGACACAAAAGCUAGCGCGGAAGUCGCGAGCUCAAGUGUCAAGCCUGGUGAGCCAGCAACAGCGACUGGGAUCGCUCAGGCCAAAGUUGAUGCCAGUACGGACGCCAAUUCGACCGAAGAUGAACAAGGACAACAGUCUACGACCGAGCGGAGACCUUCUCACACCAGAGACUUGAGCGAUAUCACCAUACAGAGCGAUAGCACUGCCGUGUCACAGCCCACACCCGGGGAGCUCGAGCACUGGGCGCGAAGUGGAAACCAAGGACCAAGGCGACCGAUGUCACCUUGA